Molecule: messenger RNA, 1650 nt
Organism: Thelazia callipaeda (thelaziosis nematode)
Lineage: Eukaryota; Metazoa; Nematoda; Chromadorea; Rhabditida; Thelaziidae
Source: the annotation of a GenBank genome assembly
AUGGUAGAAGAUGGGUCCCGACGUACUUAUAAACGGGACCCUGCGCGCAGAGUCUUUGUGAACCGUAAUUUACGUCUGGAAAAGAUUCGAUUUUUCGGUUUUGACAUGGAUUAUACAUUAGCAGUGUACAGAUCUCCUGAUUUAGAAAUCAUGACAUUUGAUAUGGUAUUGGAACGUAUGAUAAGUAUAGGAUAUCCGAAAGAAAUACGAUCAUUUAAAUACAAGGCUGUGUUUCCUGUGAGAGGUCUUUGGUUCGACUAUCUGUAUGGAAAUUUAUUAAAAGUAGAUGGUUUUGGAAACAUCCUAGUUGGUUUGCAUGGUUUUCGUUACAUAAAGCUUUCUGAGAUUGAGGAGCUUUACCCAAAUAAAUUUUUACAUCUCUCAGAAAAUCGAGUCUAUGUGUUGAACACGUUAUUCAAUCUUCCCGAAACUUAUCUGGUUGCAUGCAUUAUUGAUUUUUUUGACAACAGUCCCAAUUAUACACCAACUGGAGAUCGUACAGGAGUGAAGAGUGGUGACGUUUAUAUGUCAUAUCGUUCUAUUUUCCAGGAUAUACGUAAUUCGGUAGAUUGGGUGCAUUUUGAGAGCAAUAUGAAACAAAUUAUACUGGAAAAUAAGGAAAAGUACAUUAUCAAAGAUGAACGUUUAGAACAGCUUUUAUUGCAAAUUCGUUAUUCUGGCAGGCAGUCGUUCCUUCUCACAAAUAGUGAUUACUCAUAUACUAAUGGUGUAAUGGAGUAUUUGCUUGGAAAGGAGUGGACUUCGUAUUUCAACGUUACAAUUGUCGAUGCUAAAAAGCCAAAAUGGUUUUCUGAAGGUACUGUAUUCAGACAAGUUAAUACCAAAACUGGUGCACUGAGAAUCGGUGUUCAUAUGGGACCUCUUGAAGAAGGUCAAGUAUAUGCUGGAGGUUCUUGUGACGCAUUCAGAGGAUUAGUAAAAGCUCGUGGUAAAGAUGUUUUGUAUGUAGGCGAUCACAUUUUUGGUGACGUUCUCAGAUCAAAGAAGGCUAGGGGAUGGCGAACUUUUCUUGUUGUACCUGAAUUAGCUCGUGAAUUGACUGUGUGGACUCAGCGUAAACCUCUUUUUGAAAAAUUAACAAUGUUAGACUCAGAAUUGGCUGAUGUAUAUAAAAAUCUGGACAGUAAUUCAAAAGAAAAACCAUCUACAGUACACAUCACUGCUAAAAUCUCGUUGUUGGCUCAUAAGAUGGAUAAUGAAUAUGGUAUGCUGGGUUCUGUUUUUCGCAGUGGAUCUAGGACUACUUUUUUUGCUUCGCAGGUAGAACGGUAUGCCGAUUUAUAUGCAUCGAGUUGUUGUAAUUUAGUACAUUAUCCACUUUUUUAUUUCUUCCGUGCUCCGAUGACUUUGAUGCCUCAUGAGUCAACUGUAGAUCAUGCAUCAGUUAUGACACCUACAAAUCAUAUAAUUCAGAAUUCGUCUAUGGAAGGUAAACUUUCUGCAAAUCGUGUUUUGAAAAUGGAUCAAAUUCCAUUUUGCCACGAAGAGGAAGAGGAAGAAGCAUCGAAUAGUGAACCAGAAUUAGAUGUUGAAAAAAUAGAUCCGCCAGAAGAAAUAAGAAACGAACGACUGAAUAAUUCAGAUGUCAUCAUUAUUUCACCACAGCAUGUAGAUAACAUAUCAGACUAA